Amblyraja radiata (thorny skate) is the source of this 1636-nucleotide messenger RNA. RefSeq names its product GTP-binding protein Di-Ras2-like. Lineage: Eukaryota; Metazoa; Chordata; Chondrichthyes; Rajiformes; Rajidae. The record is from RefSeq and is a predicted model, not a curated record. The coding region runs from base 117 to 713 and encodes 198 amino acids. The transcript is spliced from 2 exons. Gene Ontology annotation, biological process: signal transduction. Gene Ontology annotation, cellular component: membrane. Gene Ontology annotation, molecular function: GTP binding; GTPase activity.
GAUGAACUCUUGCAGUGCAAGUGUUUUUCAACAAAGCGUCCAAGACUCGGCUCUCGUCCCUUCCACUUCUGGCGUCGCUCUUGGAUCCACAAGAGGUAAGAAGAUCUCGUUAGAAAAUGCCCGAGCAGAGUAAUGAUUACAAUGUCGUGGUGUUUGGGGCUGGGGGUGUUGGAAAAAGCUCCCUGGUGCUACGUUUUGUCAAAGGGACCUUUCAUGAAACCUACAUUCCAACCAUUGAAGACACCUACAGGCAGGUGAUCAGCUGUGAUAAGAGUGUCUGCACCCUCCAGAUCACCGACACAACCGGCUCGCACCAGUUCCCAGCAAUGCAGCGGCUCUCCAUUUCCAGGGGUCACGCUUUCAUCCUGGUCUACUCCAUCUGCAGCCGCCAAUCGCUGGAAGAGCUGAAACCCAUCUAUCAGCAGAUCCUGCAGAUCAAAGGCAACAUCGAGACCAUCCCCGUCAUGUUGGUGGGGAACAAGUGCGACGAGACGGCCAAGGAAGUGGACAGCAAGGUUGGGGAAGCCUUGGCCACGGAGUGGAAGUGUGCUUUCAUGGAGACCUCGGCCAAGAUGAACCACAACGUCAAAGAGCUUUUCCAGGAACUGCUUAACUUGGAAAAGCGGAGAUCCAUGAGACUGAAUAUUGACGGGAAGAAGUCCAAACAGCAGAAGAGAACAGAGAAAUUAAAGGGGAAAUGCAGCAUCAUGUAGACUGCAUUCUGUAGACAAACGGACAGCUUUGCUUAUUUCAAUUAGUCUAUUAGGUCAGUAAAUGUGGCACCAUCCCCCGUUGCAUAUUCACUCAACAUCCUGUCCUUUGUAAGCUGACUAAAGCAUUAUAACCUCCCUACAUCACAUUUACUUUCCUUCACCCAUUGUACUUGCUAAUUAUUUAGAGAGUUUAGGCAAUAAAACCUCUUAAAAACAUAAUCAACAAAGAAUAUAAUUUGAUCCAAGGCAAAAUUCAUAACUAAAGCAGAAAAUGUGCUUUAACCAGCUGCCACUGGAAUCACCCCCUUAAAGUCCUUUGACUUUCUCCCAGGUAUUCUUCAUGGCAUUAAAGGUAAGAUGGGGGUUUCCUGUAUAAUCCUUGUAGGUUUGAUUAAUUCAUCUACUUUUAGUCUUAUCCACCCCUGUAUCAUAAUGUAAUUUACUGAAUGUAUUAACUUUUUAAACUUAUAUUAUAUCAAAAGCACAUUCUCUAUAAUCGCUGUAGAUUUUGUGGCCCGUGGCAUAAAUAGCCACAAAAUGAGCAUUCAAUCAAUGACUCUUGAAUAGUCGGGCUGCACAGCUUUAGAAGUUUUCUAACUAUAUUCCGCCUCGUUUAAUUGUUAUUGGUUACUUUUCAUUUCAAAUAUUGUUGUGGUAACUAGGAGAUACCAGGAUAAACAAUGAUAUUUUAAAAGCACAAAUGGGAGCAAGUCAAGCAACAUACAAAGCGUGUGUCAAAUAUUCACACAGAUACGAAACAUGGUAUAAGUGCCUAUAGAGAGGUGGGGGAGUUAAGAGAGUGUUAACAAGUUAAGCCACCACUAUUUUGCACUGGACUCCCAGAUUGAAUUUAGAUUUCCUUUGUUUCAACAUUAAAACUUUGUACAGUGCAGAAUUACACCCCUGAUAGUUGAGGGUGUAUU